Messenger RNA from Adineta ricciae, 822 nucleotides. NCBI's taxonomy places the organism in Eukaryota, Metazoa, Rotifera, Eurotatoria, Adinetida, Adinetidae. The record is from the annotation of a GenBank genome assembly.
AUGAUGUCAUCAACCAGAAAAAUAAAGCCAACUCGAGCUAUCGACCAUCGUGAAUUCGAAGCGUAUGUUCGAGCAAAUCUGGAAGCUAAUAUGGCAAAUACUAUUCUUUUGACAAUUGGAAUAAGAUCGUACGCGGGAAUCUUACAGGUUGAUGAUUUUAACAUCGAAUUGCUCAAUGUUCGCAAUGCGGUUAACGAAAAAGAGCAAUUGGAGUUAUUUGUGCGUGAUAGUGCAUCAUCGAUAAUUGAAGUUAAACCUGCAAUUUUACGAGAGUUGAAAGCAUUUCAACGCGAAUGUGAAAGGCAUUUUAACAAUCCAAAUGGCCGAGUCAACUCAGCAGUUCGACGCGCUGCGAAAACGAAUCAAAAAGAUUCAAAAGUGCUUCAAUAUAGAGAGAAACCUGUAAAUAACGAAAAUUAUGUGAUAGAAACCGAUUGGUCUUUUAAUAACGAAGACAUAUUGGAUUAUGAUGCACAGUUUCAUGGUUCGACCGUUGCAUCCAAUUUCAAUGUAAAAGAAAUAAUUCACGUGUAUGUGACGUCACAACAAAUAAACCACUUCUUCGAAAAGAACAUGAAGAUCACUGCACAAGAAAUCCAAAAGUUUAUCUUUUUAUUGCAACACAAUCUUGCAUGGCAUAUCGAGAAUCUUUACGAAUUUGCCUUGAAAAUCAGAACAAAUCAUAUUCUGUAUCGGCAAUUCACUGAAGAUUUUGGACGUUAUUCUCGGUCAAAACCCGAUAUGGGUCUACAAGAAAAAUGUCAAUGGCUUGUUACUUACAUUAAAAAGACCAGCUAUAAACCAAGUGGAUAUGGUCAGUAA